[Torrubiella] hemipterigena is the source of this 8259-nucleotide messenger RNA. NCBI's taxonomy places the organism in Eukaryota, Fungi, Ascomycota, Sordariomycetes, Hypocreales, Clavicipitaceae. The record is from the annotation of a GenBank genome assembly.
UACAAGGCAACCUGAGUGAAGGGCGUGGGUGGGCACAUUCGUUGGCGCCGCCCUCACGCCCCAUAUGUCUGGUAAAACAGGUCCACGAAACGUGCCUUUGGUUCAUCUUGCGAGCUCUUUGGGCGAAGUGAUAUAGAUUCCCUCCAUUCCCUCACCUUGUCCUCUUCUUGUUCCGUUGUUCUUCAUGUUUGACCACUCUUUUUCAGCGGCAGUCCAGUUGUCCUUCUUUAACCAUCGCUUCAAGCUUACCACGACCUCUCUGAGCCUGCCGCACUGAGCUGCUUCUUUCUUUACUCGAAACAUUCCAACCAAUAUCACAGUGAUUUACGCGCCUACCACAGUCACAAUAUUUCGCCACUCGAUCUUCUGAGAAGUUGCUUUGAGCAACUCGUCCUCCAGGACUAACCCAUUCUACUUACAUAUCCAUAUCGUCUGUUUAUAAUCACGCCAUUACAAAAUCAUGUCCACCGAACCUUCGCCAUACACGGCCCCUAUUGCCAUUGUUGGCAUGUCUUGUCGCCUCUCCGGAGACGUUGAGAACCCAGAUGAUCUCUGGACUUUACUUUCGCGUUCUCGAGAUGGCUGGACACCGAUCCCCAAAGAUCGCUUCAAUAGCGAUGCCUACUACCAUCCCAAUCCGCAAAAGAAGGGUUGCUUCAACAACAAGGGUGGCUAUUUUUUGAAGCGAGAUUUGGCCAAAUUCGACGCACCAUUCUUUUCACUGACGAAACAGGAAGCUGAAGCAAUGGAUCCUCAACAGAGACAAGUCCUUGAGUGUACAUAUGAAGCGCUGGAAAACGCGGGUUUUCCCAAGGAAUACGUCUCUGGUAAGAAGAUGGGUGUCUUUCUGGGUACCGCAACCUCUCAGUACCGCAUGGGCUCUCUGAGGGAUGUGUCUCAAAUACCCAUGUUUGAUGUAACAGGUAACCAUUCGGCGAUCCAAGCCGGUCGCAUUUCGCAUUAUUUCGAUCUGCGUGGACCGUGUUUCUCUGUGGACACAGCGUGCUCGUCUGGUCUGCAUGCCCUGCACUCGGCCGUCCAGAGCAUCCGAUCGGGCGAGUCCGACUCCGCCAUCGUCGCAGCCAGCAGCCUCCACCUUCAGCCCGACGACAUGAUUUCUAUGUCCAUGUUGGGUAUUUUCAACGAGCACGGACGUACAUUCGCAUUUGACCACCGCGCAAAAUCCGGAUUUGCUCGCGGUGAAGGCACUGCAGCUUUGAUUCUCAAGCCUCUCGACCAGGCCAUCCGCGACAAUGAUAAAAUUCGAUCAGUGAUUGUCAAUUCUGGCAUCAACCAGGAUGGCAAGACUGUUGGAUUGUCCACACCAAGUGGAGAAGCGCAGGAGCAGCUCAUGCGCGACGUUUACGCCCGCGUCAAUAUUUCCCCCACAGACACAGGCUAUGUUGAAGCCCAUGGCACUGGAACCAAAGUUGGAGACCCAAUUGAGGCCACGGCGAUUAAAAAUGUGUUCAGUGAAGGACGCACGAAGCGAUCCCCGCUGUACAUGGGCUCAGUGAAGACGAAUGUCGGCCACAUGGAAAAUGCCAGCGGUCUGGUCUCGAUCAUCAAGUCUGCUAUGAUGCUCGAGAAGGGAUUUAUCUUGCCCAAUGUCAACUUUGAAAAGGCAAACCCUGCGAUUCCCUUGGACAAGUGGAACAUGAAAGUGCCGACUACCAUCAGACUCUGGCCCCGGAACAAGCGCUACAUCUCAGUAAACAACUUUGGCUUUGGUGGCUCCAAUGCCCAUGUUGUUCUGGAGCGUGCCCCAGUCAACAUUCCCAAAGAAAUUGAGAUUGAGAGCCGAGCUGAGACUCAUCGACUUAUUGUCGUCUCUGGCCAUGAUGAGGAGGCUGCGAAGCGAGCGGGCAAGCAGCUCGGUGUUUAUCUUGAACAGCAUCCCGAGAUCUUUCAGAAACGCCUUAUGCGCGACGUUUCUUACACACUCGGUGAACGCCGCACCCACCAUCCAUACAGAAUUGCAAUUCCUGCAACUUCCUUUAGCGACUUGGCUACGUCGCUGAACGGUGUUGCAGCUCUGCCCACACGUGCCUCUACCAUCACGCCUACUUUAGCCUUUGUUUUCACUGGACAGGGCGCUCAGUGGCCACAAAUGGGCAAGGAGCUGAUGGAUUCUCACGAAAUUUUCAACAAGACCGUGACUCAAGCUUCUGAUUACCUGUUGUCCAUCGGAGCCGAAUUUUCUCUCGUGGAUGAGCUUCUCAAGCCCAAAGAUGUGUCGAUUGUAGGGCAAGCUCAUAUCUCCCAGCCAAUUUGCACUGCUGUACAGCUUGGUCUUAUUGAACUGCUGGCCAGUUUUGGUAUCAAGCCGUCCAUGGUCAUCGGCCAUUCAUCUGGUGAAAUGGGUGCGGCCUACGCUGCGGGUGCACUGACUAUGGAACACGCAAUGGCCGCUGCAUACUACAGAGGCCAAGCUGCUGUCCAGAUUAAACAGAAGCACCCUAACCUUCGUGGUGCUAUGUUGGCUGUUGGCGCUGGCCCCGAUGAAGUGAAGACUAUCAUCAAGAGCCUCGGCCUCUCAGGCGUCACUGUCGCCUGCGAGAACUCGCCAAGCUCUAUCACUGCUUCUGGAGAGGAAGAAGCCGUCGACGCAUUGGCGGCAGAGCUGGAAAAGCGAAACAUGUUUAACCGCAAGCUUCGAGUCGAUGUUGCAUACCAUUCGUCUCAUAUGGAGCUUACAGCCAACGAAUACAUGGCCUCCAUUCAGCAUGUACAUGCUAAACCUACGGAUGGUGCCGUUAAGUUUUACUCAUCUCUUCUGGGCCGAAAGAUCCAGGACACUGGCAUCGUUGGUGCACAGUACUGGGUGGAUAACUUGACAAAGCCAGUUCUGUUCUCCUCUGCUCUGAAGCAUUUGUACGAAGACAGCAAGCCAGAUGUCAUCGUUGAACUCGGACCUCAUGCUGCUCUUGAAGGACCCAUCAAGCAAAUUCUCAAGGACAUCAGCUCGCAAGCCGCUUCCAACACCAAGUAUUUCUCUGCCCUGAUGAGAAAUCAGAAUGCUGCGCAGACUGCUCUUAAGCUAGCCGGCAAUCUUUUCUGCCGUGGUUUGUCUAUCGACUUUGAAUCUGUCAAUCAGACUGUUCAGAAUGGCCAGAAAGCGCAUGUUAUCGCUGAUUUAGCCCCUUACCCAUUUUCUGAGCAUACCUACUGGUACGAGUCACGUACUAGCAAGCAGCAUCGAUUGAAGCCUUUUGGCCGCCACGAUCUGCUUGGCCUCCUUGAGGACACUUACAAUGAAGCUGAACCGACAUGGCGCAACACAAUCAACACAGACGAUAUCCCUUGGCUAAAGGAUCACAGAAUGCAGUCUCUCCCCACGUUCCCGCUCGCUGGUUACCUUUCUAUGGCUGUUGAAGCCGUUUACCAGCGAAACGUUCUCCGUGGAGUCUCUAAGGAUCAGAUUUCUGGAUACCGCCUUCGCGAGAUCCAAGUUACCAAGGCUUUCAUCCUCGAAGAAGGGGCCCAAUACGAGACAAGUGUGUCUUUUAACUCUUUUGCAGAAGGCACUCGGUCUUACUCCAGUGAUUGGGAUGAAUUCCGCAUCUCUUCUUGGGCUCCAGGACGAGGAUGGCUCGAGCACUGCCGUGGUCUUAUUGGCAUCAAGAAAACAGGUACACUUAACCCUGUUAGCGACCAUCUUCUUCGGGCUGCAAUGGAUCGCCGCAGCGCUAUGAAUGAGGCUACUUCUACUACUCUUGACUAUAAGAUCUUCUAUGAAGAGCUUGACGCGCGCGGAGCUGGUUAUACUGGCCCUUUUGCAAUGCAACCAAAUGGAACUCUCAGAGUUCAAGGUCAAUACUCCUCAGCCGAUGUUAUUGUUCCCGAGACAGUAAGCCAGAUGCCUCAUACCUUUGAAGCUGAUGCCAUUGUUCGCACCUCUUUCAUCGACAUCUUUUUCCAGCUUACCUACGCCAUUCUGGGAGCUGGAAGUGGCGAGAUGACGACCCUGUUCAUGCCAUCGGCCAUCAAAGAGCUUGAAAUCAGCAGUGCUGUUCCUAACGUUCCCGGAGACAAGGUUCAAGUCAUCACUCAUACCCGUCGCGGCGACGCUGUGUCUGGUCCAGUAGAUUUCUUCAUCGAUGCUUGGCAUGCAGACCAUGCCGAACCCGUUGUCAAAUUCACUGGAUACCGUAAGACCCCUGUCAAUGGCGAUUCGUCUGACAGUCAAGGUGUCCGAGAACUUUGUUAUCAGCUCAACUGGGUACCUCUCAAACCCAAAACCCAGGAGCCUCAUGCCCAGGCCAAUGGUCACAUGAACGGAAACGGACAAACCAACGGUAGUGGGCACAUCAAUGGCAAUGGACAUACAAACGGCAGCACUCACAUCAACGGCAAUGGCUACACGAAUGGCAAUGGUCACGCCAUUACUAACGGUGACAGCCACAUAAAUGGUAAUUGCAACGUAACCACUAAUGGAAAUGGCCAUGCUGCGAGCCAUGUCAAUGGAAACGGCCACAUUAAUGGCAAUGGGUCCAUAAAUGGGACUUCUGACGCUAAUGGCGAUUCAAAUGGAAAGGUACAUGGCAAUGGACAUGUUGUCUCUAAGCCAGAAGCCAAUGGCAACGUCCAUGCUUUGAAGACCGUUGUGAGCGUCAAGACUCAUGCCGAGGCCAUCGAUACUAAAGAGGCGGAAGUGUUGAAUGAUUUCGCACCAGCUUCAACGGCGGUUGACCUGAGUGAAUCUCCCAUUUCACUCAUUACAGUCGGUGGAAAGUCAACCCCACUGGGUGAUGCCCUCGCAGAUCUUCUUGAACUACGAACUGGUGGCAUGAAGCCUAGCUACGUGUCUCUUGAAAAUGCCGACUUUGCGUCCAACACUCGCUUCGUCUGCCUGGCUGAGGUUGACACUCCAAUCUUGCAAGGCAUGAAUGCUGCCACUUUUGAGCAUACCAAGAGCCUUUUGCUUAACUCAAUGUCCACUCUUUGGGUCUCCCGCGGUGCGUAUCGCUUUGCUGAGAAUCCCUGGAACAAUAUUGCGCAAGGUCUUCUUCGAACGGUUCGCUCCGAAGCCAACAAGGUAGCGGCAAUGCUCGAUCUGGACCCUAAAUCUGAGCUGAAGCCAGAGGAUCAAGCAGAACUGAUAAUCGAUGCCAUGAAAGCCUCGUUGGCUACGCCUGAGGAUGGUUCACCAGUGCAUUUUGAAUUUGCCGAAGAGGAUGGUGGGCUAGUUGUCCCCAGCGUCACCGAGCAGGACGACCUGAACCUAGCACUCUUCCGUGAAACUCAGACCUCUGAGCCUUACCUGCAAGAUUUUAUUCAGCCAGGUCGCCGCUUGGCGCUGUCUGUCGGCACAUACGGUGCUCUUGAUUCAAUCUACUGGAAGGAUGAACCUGAGCUUCCUCUUUCUGAGAACGAAGUGGAGAUCAAGGUUGCCGCCACGGGAAUGAACUUCAAGGAUGUCGUUAUUGCCAUGGGCCAGGUUGCUAGUCCUUACAUUGGCAUUGAGUGUGCAGGUACCAUUGGUCGUGUUGGCAGCGGCGUCACAACUCUCAAGGCCGGCGAUCGUGUCUGUGCAAUGACGCUGGGUGCUUAUAGCACUUAUGCUCGAUGCCUCGCCACUAGUGCUGCAGUCAUUCCUGAUGAUAUGACUUUCGAGACAGCCGCUUCAAUUCCUGUGGUAUACUGCACCGCAUACUAUGGACUCAUGGACCUUGCUCGUUUGGAGGCCGGUGAAAAGAUUCUCAUCCAUGCUGCUUCUGGUGGUGUUGGUCAAGCCGCCAUCCAGCUCGCUCAGAUGGUUGGUGCCGAGAUCUUUGCCACUGUAGGCAGUAUGGACAAGAAACAGCACUUGAUUGCCACGUACGGAAUCCCCUCUGAUCACAUCUUCUACAGCCGUGACACCAGCUUUGGUCCGGAGGUUCGCGAGGCUACAGGCGGAAAGGGUGUUGACGUUGUCAUCAACUCUCUUGCUGGAGACUUGCUCCGCGAGACCUGGGACUGCUUGGCUCCCUUUGGACGCUUUAUCGAAAUUGGAAAGCGAGACAUCACGUCAAACACUCGUCUUGAGAUGUCCAAGUUCGAAUAUAACUGCACUUUCAGCUCGGUCGACCUUACGCUGGUUGCUGCGGAGCGUCCCAAAAUCAUGGGUAGAAGUCUCAAUGCCGUCUUGGAUCUUCUAUCCAAGAAGUCUGUCAAUCCCAUUGGCCCCAUUACAAGUGUUAACAUUGCCGAAGUAGAGUCUGCCCUACGCAAGCUUCAGAGUGGUAAGACUACUGGCAAGGUGGUUGUCAAUCACGAGGCCAACCAUCAAGUGAAGGCCGUCCACGCUCCUGCUCCUACCGAUUUGCUCAAGAAAGAUGCCACUUACAUCAUCAUUGGCGGCACUGGUGGUCUGGGUCGCUCCAUGGCCAAACGCAUGGUGCAGCGUGGCGCUGGCAACAUCGUAUUAUUAUCACGAAGCGGCAAGAUGACUCCGGAACUUGAGCAGUUGGCAAACGAGAGCGCCAUUGCUGGUGCGGGUAUCCACGUUCGUGCUUGCGAUGUUGCUGUUGAAUCACAAGUAUUGAAGUUGAUCGCUGACUUGCAGACGACUCUGCCUCCAGUCAUGGGUGUCAUCCACGCGGCCAUGGUUUUGCGCGAUGUUCUCUUUGAGAAAAUGACGUUUGAAGAUUACGACGCAGUUGUAUGCUCCAAGAUUGCAGGUGCUUGGAACUUCCACACUGCUCUCCUCUCUUCCCCUCUUGACUUCUUCAUUGUCCUGUCAUCCGUUGCUGGUAUUAUCGGUAAUCGUGGUCAGGCAGCCUAUGCUGCCGCCAAUACGUACCUGGACGCGCUUACUCUGUAUCGCAAAUCCAAAGGUCUCAACUCUACGUCACUCAACCUGACUGCCGUUUCUGGCGUCGGAUACCUUGCUGAAAAUGCUGCCAAACAGGCCGAAGUUCUCAAGAAUCUGUCGGGCAGCACUAUUGGCGAGGCAGAGGUGCUCGCUCUCAUGGAGGCCUCUAUCAAUGGCAAGACGGCCACCAUGUGCAAUGACCAAGUUAUUACUGGUCUUGACUUUGGCGAGCCGUCCAACUUGCCUUACUAUGCAUCUGAUGCCAAGUUUGCGCCUCUUCGCACUGCGGCCCUAGCCAAGCUGAGCGAAUCUGAGGGCAGUGGCGCAUCAGCUAAUGUGUCCAUCAGCCAGCAGAUGCGUCGCAGUACUACUGUCGAGGAAGCGCAGGAUCUGGUUAGUGUCGGACUCCGAGACAAACUCGGCGCUAUUCUCAUGCUGCCUGAGGAAGUGAUGGUAGCCCAGCAGGGCUCUACUACCAUUACCGCCUUUGGCCUGGACUCACUCAACGCUAUUGAGCUUCGAAACUGGAUCGGCAAGGAGCUUCAAUGCCACUUGCAGGUUCUGGAAUUGCUCACCAGUGGCAACCUUAAGGAUCUUGCAGGCCUGGUGCUCCGCAAGACUCGCAUUCAGGGUGUGUGGACGACGAAGGAUGAGGAAAAGUGAAGAUGCUCCUAGCCACGGCACCUUUAUCUACUUUUCUAUCCCGGUCUUUUUCCCGGUCUUUUUCCUUUUCUUUCCUCUGUUAGCAUCUUCUUUCUAUUUAUGUUGUUUGUUUGAAAGAUUGCAAGAAUUUUUGGUUUUGCUGUUUGGAAUUUGGUUGUUUUGCAUCGUUCCUGUCAUCCGCAUUUGCAUUUGUCUCAUUACACUAUACAUAUCCAGAACAAAGGUAGUAUAUUUUAUUAUAGCAAAGAGGUUUUGGUCGAAUCUUUUUGAAUAUACAUAUCAAUAGAAACACUAAAUCUUUUCCUUAAUUAAACUAAGCAUUAAUGGAGUGUAUAUGUAGGCUUGUUAAUACUGCUGUUUGUAUUUCAUUAAAUUAACCUCUAAGCCCUUGCCCAAAGAUCUCUAUAGAUGACAAUUGGCCACCUUCUAGCCCUUGAAAGCACAGAGAAUCUUGGCUGGCACCAGUGCGCCCUGGACAGCCUCGUUGGGAACCAAGCUUCCAGCUUCAAGCCAGGGGUUAAGAAUGUCGCAAAAGUUGAAGCCGCUAGUCUCCUUCUCGUAAAAGGCAAAGUCGAGGAAGCCCGACAUGCCGUGGUCCUUGUUCAUGCGCAUGUGGUAGUUGGUAGGGGUGGUGGACUGUCUAAUAGCGGCGAUAACAUCCUCAAUGGCAUCGAGAGCAUUCUCUUCCUUGACGGUGUGGCCAAACACGACCCACAGGGCGUCGUACAUCUGGAGGCCGAGCUCCUGGCCAGAGUAGUCACCGGUGAUGGUGAGGCAGGCAGUGUUCUUGAAGUUCUCGU